Drosophila busckii is the source of this 1826-nucleotide messenger RNA. RefSeq names its product probable cytochrome P450 308a1 (gene Cyp308a1). The record is from RefSeq and is a predicted model, not a curated record. Gene Ontology annotation, molecular function: heme binding; iron ion binding; monooxygenase activity. The coding region runs from base 7 to 1482 and encodes 491 amino acids. Lineage: Eukaryota; Metazoa; Arthropoda; Insecta; Diptera; Drosophilidae. The transcript is spliced from 3 exons.
CGGAACAUGUUGCUGUUUAUAUUGUUGCUGUUGCUGUUGCUGUUGCUGUUGUGUGGCUGGCGCAGCAGCCACUGGUGGCGCAACAGUGUGGCCGGUCCACUGGGCUGUCCACUCGUUGGCAACAUGUGGCAAUUUGCUUGCGGUCUACGCUCCUAUGGCGACAUCUAUGCGCAGCUUUACAAUUCGUACCCGGAGCUGCGCUAUGUGGGCUUCUAUCGCUUGGGCAAUGAGCCGGCGCUGCUGGUGCGCGAUCAGCAGCUGCUGCGUGAGCUGCUCGUUGGCGCCAGCUUUGCCCACUGUGCGGACAAUGCUUUGUGUUUGGAUGCGCAGCGCGAUGCGCUAGCCUGGCACAAUCCAUUUGUUGCCUGCGGCGACUUGUGGCGCCAGCGACGCGGCGAGCUGCUGCCGCUGUUUACGCCGCAUCGCCUGCGGCAGUGCACGCCGCAUAUUGCGCAGGCCUGCGCGCAGCUGCAGCAGUUUGUGGCACAGCUACCAGCGUCAGGCAGCUUCGAGGCCAAGCAGCUGGCAACGCGCUAUACGCUGCAAGUUGUGGCCUCAGCAGUGUUUGGACUGAAUGCGAAUUGCCUGGAAGCGCAUGGGGACAGCGACUGGCUGCAGCUGCUGGCGCCGCUGUUUCAGCCCAGCGCCUGGAGUCUGGCCGAGACAAUUGCGCUGUUGCAUUCCUCGCGGCUUGGCUGGCUGCUGCAGCAUCGCUACGUGCCGCUGGCUCUGGAGCGCUGGCUGCAGCAAAUGGUGGCAGCCAGCCUGAGCAGCCGGAGCAGCAAAUCGCUGCUGCAUGCGCUGCAUGAAAAGCUUGGUGCAACGCAUGUGGCUGUGGCUGGACAUGCAGCGACGCUGCUGCUCGAGGGCUACGAAACGAGCGCCAGUCUGUUGGCCUUUGCGCUCUACGAACUCGCGCGCAAUCCGCUGAAGCAGCGACGCCUGCAGGCCGAGCUGGACGCAGUGGCGGGUCAGCAGCUGCUCAGCCAUGAGGCGCUCGAGUCGCUCAGCUAUGCAGAGGCAACGCUGUACGAGACUUUGCGUCUGCAUCCGGCAAUGCCGGCGCUGCAAAAACGCUGCACCGAAUCCUUUUUGCUGCCCAGUCAAACAGCAGCGGGCGCUGCGCUGCAGGUGGCCAAGCAUACGGUGCUGGUGCUGCCGGUGCAAGCGAUUCAUCUCGAUCCAUUGAUUUAUGCUGAGCCGCUGCGCUUUCAGCCCGAACGCUUUAUGCAGUCGCAGACGCCGCUGGGCUGCCGCUUUCUCGGCUUUGGCGCGGGCCCACGCAUGUGUCCGGGCAUGCGUCUCGGCCUGGCACAAACCAAAGCUGCACUUGCCACACUCCUGCAACGCUACAAUGUGCAACUUGCUCGUGGCCAGCGCCAGGCGCCUGUGGAGAAAUCAACGCGCACUUUUCUCACCAGUUGCACCAGCGGCAUUUGGUUAAGUCUCCAACCGCGAACCACAACCGACGCCAAUGCUUAAAUUAAAAUGCAAUGUGCGCUAAUUAAAUUUAGUUCCAAUUAAUUGGCUUAGCGUUAGUUCCUGCUGCUGCUGCUGCUGCGUUUUAAUAACAGCAAAGCGCUUGAACAAUGGCUAAGCUUCAAUUAUCGAAUUGCCAAACAAUUUAAUUUGCACCAAUUUAAUCAAAUUUUUCUCUGACUAGCAGCAAGAGUCAGAACUAUCAAUCGAUUUAUUAGACUGGCUUAUAAAUAUUUUUUUUCUAGCUCUGUGUAGAUUUUAGCGUCAAAAAGUUGAAUAAAACUGAAAGAAAUUGUCUUCGAUUUGUAUUCAAUAUAUAAAUGUAAAAAGAUUAGAAUAAUCGCAUC